Molecule: messenger RNA, 6306 nt
Organism: Neomonachus schauinslandi (Hawaiian monk seal)
Lineage: Eukaryota; Metazoa; Chordata; Mammalia; Carnivora; Phocidae
Gene: TNRC6B
Product: trinucleotide repeat containing adaptor 6B
Exons: 25
Coding region: 116-5704 (1862 amino acids)
Biological process (GO): miRNA-mediated post-transcriptional gene silencing; positive regulation of nuclear-transcribed mRNA poly(A) tail shortening
Cellular component (GO): nucleoplasm; P-body
Molecular function (GO): nucleic acid binding
Source: RefSeq, a predicted model, not a curated record
GGUUUUUUGCACUGAAUGUAGUCUAGACUCAUCUUCACGGGCUUGUGUUGCCCCAGGAUACUGUCAAAGGCAGUAUUUGUGUGUUUCUGCAGAGUUUUGCACAGAGUCUGUUCCCAUGCAAACCAAUGAGGGAGAAGUGUCGGAAGAAAGCAGUUCCAAGGUGGAACAGGAGGAUUUUGUAAUGGAAGGGCAUGGCAAGACUCCACCCCUUGGUGAAGAAAGCAAACAAGAGAAGGAGCAAGAAAGGGAAGAACAGUUAAUGGAAGACAAGAAAAGGAAGAAAGAGGAUAAAAAGAAAAAAGAAGCCACUCAGAAGGUCACGGAACAAAAAACCAAAGUGCCCGAAGUGACGAAACCAAGUUUAAGCCAACCAACGGCCGCCAGCCCAAUUGGCAGCUCUCCAUCGCCACCAGUCAAUGGUGGCAACAAUGCCAAAAGGGUGGCAGUGCCGAACGGACAACCGCCAAGCGCCGCCCGCUACAUGCCUCGGGAGGUGCCGCCGCGAUUCCGUUGCCAGCAGGACCACAAAGUGUUACUAAAACGUGGGCAGCCCCCUCCGCCGUCCUGCAUGCUCCUCGGGGGUGGGGCAGGGCCUCCUCCCUCCACAGCACCUGGAGCAAACUCAAACAACGCACAAGUGACAGGAACGCUGCUGCAGGGGGACGGUGGGACUGCACCAGAGUCAACCCUUGGAGGUGCUGCUGCUUCAAAUUAUGCAAAUUCCACUUGGGGCCCGGGAGCCUCCUCCAACAACGGCGCCUCCCCCAACCCAAUUCACAUCCGGGACAAGGUGAUUGUAGACGGGUCUGACAUGGAAGAGUGGCCUUGUAUUGCCAGCAAAGACACUGAGUCUUCUUCCGAAAACACCACCGAUAACAACAGUGCCUCGAACCCUGGCUCUGAGAAGAGCACUCUGCCAGGAAGCACCACUAGUAACAAAGGAAAAGGGAGCCAGUGCCAGUCUGCAAGUUCUGGGAACGAAUGUAAUCUUGGGGUCUGGAAAUCUGACCCUAAGACUAAAUCUGUUCAAUCUUCCAACUCUACUACAGAGAGCAACAAUGGACUAGGAAAUUGGAGGAAUGUGAGUGGUCAGGAUAGAAUUGGACCUGGCUCUGGCUUCAGCAACUUUAACCCAAAUAGCAACCCAUCUGCCUGGCCAGCGCUGGUCCAAGAAGGAAAUUCUAGGAAAGGGGCAUUGGAAACAGAUACUAGUAAUUCCAGUGCACAGGUUAGCACAGUAAGUCAGGCAUCCAGGGAACAGCAGUCAAAGAUGGAAAAUGCGGGUGUUAAUUUUGUUGUCUCUGGCAGAGAACAGGCUCAAAUUCAUAACACUGAUGGACCAAAAAAUGGAAACACUAACUCCUUGAACUUAAGUUCACCAAACCCCAUGGAGAAUAAGGGAAUGCCCUUUGGAAUGGGCUUGGGGAACGCCUCCAGGAGCACUGAUGCCCCUUCACAAAGCACUGGAGAUCGAAAGACUGGGAGUGUUGGAUCUUGGGGUGCAGCUAGGGGGCCUUCUGGAACUGACACAGCCUCUGGACAAAGCAAUUCUGGAAACAAUGGGAACAAUGGAAAGGAUAGAGAGGACUCCUGGAAAGGAGCUUCUGUUCAGAAAUCAUCUGGGUCAAAAAAUGACUCUUGGGACAAUAACAGGUCUACGGGUGGGUCCUGGAAUUUUGGCCCUCAGGACUCUAAUGACAACAAAUGGGGUGAAGGGAACAAAAUGACAUCUGGGGUCUCUCAGGGAGAAUGGAAACAGCCGACUGGGUCUGAUGAGUUGAAAAUUGGAGAAUGGAGUGGUCCAAACCAACCAAAUUCUAGCACUGGAGCAUGGGACAAUCAAAAGGGCCACCCCCUCCCUGAAAACCAAGGCAAUGCCCAGGCUCCCUGUUGGGGAAGAUCUUCCAGCUCCACAGGAAGUGAAGUUGGAGGUCAAAGCACUGGAAGCAACCACAAAGCAGGAAGUAGUGACAGUCAUAAUUCUGGCCGUCGGUCAUACCGGCCCACACAUCCUGAUUGUCAGGCUGUCUUACAGACUCUUUUGAGCCGAACUGAUUUGGACCCCAGGGUGCUCUCAAACACUGGCUGGGGCCAAACUCAAAUUAAGCAGGACACAGUGUGGGAUAUUGAAGAGGUGCCAAGGCCUGAGGGGAAAUCUGACAAAGGAACUGAGGGGUGGGAGAGCGCUGCCACACAGACCAAGAACUCAGGGGGCUGGGGAGACGCACCCAGCCAAAGCAAUCAAAUGAAGUCUGGAUGGGGGGAGCUCUCAGCCUCUACAGAGUGGAAAGACCCCAAGAACGCAGGAGGCUGGAAUGACUACAAGAACAACUCUUCCAACUGGGGAGGCGCACGACCAGAUGAAAAGACUUCUUCCUCUUGGAAUGAGAACUCCAGCAAGGAUCAGGGGUGGGGAGGGGGACGCCAGCCCAAUCAAGGAUGGACUUCUGGGAAGAAUGGUUGGGGAGAGGAAGUUGAUCAAGCGAAGAACAGCAGUUGGGAAAGUUCUGCAAGUAAACCUGUGUCUGGGUGGGGUGAAGGAGGGCAGAAUGAAAUUGGAACUUGGGGGAACAGUGGGAAUGCAAGCCUAGCUUCCAAAGGCGGGUGGGAAGAUUGCAAAAGGUCUCCAGCGUGGACUGAGACCGGCAGACAGCCCAGUUCCUGGAAUAAACAGCACCAACAGCAGCAGCCACAGCAGCCACCGCCACCACAACCAGAGGCUUCUGGUUCCUGGGGAGGCCCACCCCCACCACCUCCAGGCAACGGACGACCUUCCAAUUCCAACUGGAGCAGCGGGCCACAGCCAGUAACCCCUAAGGAUGAGGAACCCAGCGGUUGGGAAGAGCCAUCCCCACAGUCAAUUAGUCGGAAAAUGGACAUCGAUGAUGGCACUUCGGCGUGGGGAGACCCCAACAGUUACAACUACAAGAAUGUGAAUCUGUGGGAUAAGAAUUCCCAAGGGGGCCCAGCACCUCGAGAACCAAACCUGCCUACCCCCAUGACCAGUAAAUCAGCAUCAGUCUGGAGCAAAAGCACACCACCUGCUCCAGAUAAUGGUACUUCAGCUUGGGGUGAGCCAAACGAAAGCAGUCCUGGGUGGGGUGAAAUGGAUGACACAGGAGCAUCGACCACAGGCUGGGGGAACGCACCCUCCAAUGCUCCAAAUGCCAUGAAACCUAAUUCCAAAUCUAUGCAAGAUGGCUGGGGGGAGAGUGAUGGUCCAGUGACGGGAACUCGCCAUCCCAGCUGGGAAGAGGAGGAUGAUGGAGGAGUCUGGAACACCGCCGGCUCUCAGGGAAGUGCUUCCUCCCACAACUCAGCAAGCUGGGGACAAGGAGGAAAGAAGCAAAUGAAGUGCUCACUGAAAGGAGGAAACAAUGAUUCAUGGAUGAAUCCUCUUGCCAAACAGUUUUCAAAUAUGGGAUUGCUGAGUCAAACUGAAGAUAAUCCAGGCAGCAAAAUGGAUUUGUCUGUAGGGAGCCUUCCAGAUAAAAAAUUUGACGUGGACAAGCGAGCGAUGAAUCUCGGGGAUUUUAAUGAUAUCAUGAGGAAGGAUCGAUCUGGGUUCCGUCCACCUAAUUCCAAAGACAUGGGAACCACAGAUAGUGGGCCUUAUUUCGAGAAGCUGACUUUGCCUUUCUCCAAUCAAGAUGGGUGCCUUGGGGAUGAGGCUCCCUGCUCUCCCUUCUCCCCUUCUCCCAGCUACAAGCUGUCUCCCUCUGGUUCCACACUACCCAACGUCAGCCUUGGAGCAAUCGGCACAGGGCUCAACCCCCAAAACUUCGCUGCUAGACAAGGUGGCAAUCAUGGUUUGUUUGGAAAUAGCACAGCACAAUCGAGAGGUAUGCACACACCAGUGCAGCCACUGAAUUCUUCUCCUAAUCUCCGGGCGCAAGUGCCUCCCCAGUUUAUUUCCCCCCAGGUUUCUGCCUCAAUGCUCAAGCAGUUUCCCAACAGUGGCCUGAAUCCAGGUCUUUUCAAUGUGGGGCCCCAGUUAUCUCCUCAACAAAUUGCCAUGCUGAGCCAGCUUCCACAAAUUCCCCAGUUUCAGUUGGCGUGUCAGCUUCUCCUGCAGCAGCAGCAGCAGCAGCAGUUGCUGCAGAACCAGAGGAAGCUCUCACAGGCCGUGCGCCAGCAGCAAGAGCAGCAGCUGGCUCGGAUGGUGAGCGCCCUGCAGCAGCAGCAGCAGCAAAGGCAGCCUGGCAUGAAGCACUCGCCCUCCCAUCCCGUUGGGCCCAAGCCACAUCUGGACAACAUGGUACCCAGCGCUCUGAAUGUGGGGCUCCCAGACCUUCAAACCAAAGGGCCAAUACCUGGAUAUGGUUCUGGCUUCAGCUCUGGUGGCAUGGACUAUGGCAUGGUUGGUGGGAAGGAGGCUGGAACAGAGUCUCGCUUUAAACAGUGGACCUCCAUGAUGGAGGGACUGCCCUCUGUAGCCACACAGGAAGCCAAUAUGCACAAAAAUGGCGCUAUCGUGGCCCCUGGUAAGACUCGAGGAGGGUCACCGUACAACCAGUUUGAUAUCAUCCCGAGUGACACACUGGGUGGCCAUACGGGUCCUGCUGGUGAUAGCUGGUUACCUGCCAAAUCUCCACCAACAAAUAAAAUCGGAAGUAAAUCCAGCAAUGCCAGUUGGCCUCCAGAAUUCCAACCAGGAGUGCCAUGGAAAGGUAUCCAAAACAUUGACCCUGAGUCUGACCCCUAUGUCACCCCAGGAAGUGUGCUGGGGGGUACAGCCACAUCUCCCAUUGUAGAUACUGACCACCAACUUCUGCGGGAUAACACCACAGGGUCUAAUUCUUCCCUCAACACCUCGCUGCCUUCACCUGGUGCCUGGCCCUACAGUGCCUCUGACAACUCCUUUAGCAACGUUCAUAGCACUUCAGCAAAGUUCCCUGAUUACAAAUCAACAUGGUCCCCAGAUCCCAUAGGACACAACCCCACUCAUCUCUCCAACAAGAUGUGGAAAAACCAUAUUUCCUCGAGGAACACUACAGCGCUGCCCCGCCCACCUCCCGGUCUGACCAACCCCAAACCAUCUCCCUGGAGCAGCACAGCACCCCGAUCAGUCAGGGGGUGGGGGACCCAGGACUCACGGCUUGCCUCGGCCUCUACCUGGAGUGAUGGUGGUUCAGUUCGUCCCAGUUACUGGCUGGUUCUUCACAAUCUCACUCCACAGAUUGAUGGGUCAACGUUGAGAACCAUCUGCAUGCAGCAUGGCCCACUGCUGACAUUCCAUCUGAACCUAACCCAGGGCACCGCCCUGAUCCGAUACAGCACCAAACAGGAGGCGGCCAAGGCCCAAACCGCACUGCACAUGUGUGUGUUGGGAAACACUACCAUCCUGGCUGAGUUUGCCACCGACGAUGAAGUUAGCCGCUUUCUGGCACAGGCUCAGCCGCCUACACCUGCAGCAACCCCAAGUGCACCCGCCGCAGGUUGGCAGUCGCUGGAGACCGGCCAGACCCAGUCGGACCCCGUCGGACCUGCUCUGAAUCUUUUCGGUGGGUCCACAGGGCUCGGGCAGUGGAGCAGCUCGGGCGGCGGCAGCGGGGCCGAUCUUGCUGGCGCUUCAUUGUGGGGGCCCCCAAACUAUUCUUCUAGCUUGUGGGGAGUCCCAGCUGUGGAAGACCCCCAUAGGAUGGGCAGCCCUGCUCCCUUACUACCUGGUGACCUUCUGGGAGGAGGGUCGGAUUCAAUCUGAACUUAGAACUUUCAACUCUGACCUCGUGACCUUUUUUGGAACAGCAGCAGCACUAACUUGACCUUUUCGUUUUUUUUUUCAACUUGCAAUAAAUACAUUUUUAAAAGGAAAAAAGAAAACGGAGAGAGGAAAAAAAAAGGUGGGUCAUUGACAGACUGUCUGAGCACAUAGUUGCCUCCCUUAUAACUUCAGUUUUUUCGUUUGGAAUAUGAAUCCAAAAAGAGAACAUAUCACUCUUGAAAUACUUGAAUCAUGAACGCCAACCUAGAAAGACAAUGUGAAGCAAGUACACAUACCAUUUAAAUUUAAACACAAAAAAAUUAAAAAAAUUAGUUUCUAGUUUUUCACUUUUUUCAUGUUAUAUGGAAGUUGUUGCUAAGAAACAUAUAUACUGAAAAAAAAAAAUAGCUUUUUAACUUUGUUUGCACUGGGUGUGUUUCCGUCCUUAGGUCUACCACGUUUGGGAGGGAGGGGAAUUCAAAAGAAUUGUUGGGGUGGCGGGGGGAAGACUUGACGGAGCCUCACUUUAAAAACAAAAACACAAAACCUAAAAAAAAAAAAAAAAAGAAAAAAUUUGUGAUUGGCUGGUUGAUAAAUACCAG